ACUUUGACCUGAGCGCAAAAAUGGAGGCUCUAGACCGGGGGUCCCCAACUGGCGGACCGGGGUCCAGGUCCGGACCCCGAUACCUUUUUAUCCGGACCUCUAAACAUUUUUGUUUAAAAGUUUUGAAAAAAAAAAAAAAUUACCGAAAGUAAUUUUUGAACAGGCGUGCGCGCGGGCAGCUGCAAGAGCCGGGGUCCGGAGAGAUCACAAACUUUGGCUAGUACACAACACAUUACUAAGACAUUCGUGAAUGGAUUAUUAUGGCUUUAUCCAAAAUAAGAAAAGUGGACUCAGAAAACCGCAUCUUUCGAGAUGAGUGGACUGAAGCGUAUGCGUUCAUUUUGCCGUCAUCGAGCUCUACGAGGCCCGUGUGUCUUAUUUGUUCGGAGUCUGUUGCUGUUGUUAAAAGUGGAAACAUCAAGCGGCAUUUCGAGACAAGACACAAAACUUUCAAUGAAAAUUACCCGCCAGGAUCAGCCGCGAGGACGAGGAAAAUUUGUGAACUGAAAGGACAGUAUGAGCGCGCAACACGGGUGAUAACACAGUCCCUUACAGCACAGCAACGAGCCUACGAGUGCUCACUUCGAGUACAGUGGAUUUUAGGCAAACAUAAAAAGCCUUUUACUGACUCCGGAAUGGUGAAAGAAUGUAUGGAGGCGUUGGCAGACACGUUGUUCGAGGGUAAAGAAGGACAGCAGCUAAAACAAAAGGUUCGUCAGAUUCCUUUAUCAUCCACAACAACAACAAGAAGAGCUGAGCUACUGUCGGAAGAUGUGCAGUCCCAGCUUGACAGCGCCAUCCAAAGUGCCCCGUGCAUUGUGUUAGCUGCUGAUGAAUCAACUGACGUAAGUGAUAACGCUCAGCUCUUGGUGUAUGUCCGAUUCUAUCGUGAGGAGACUAAAACAUUUGUAGAGGACAUUUUAGGUGUCACAGCUUUAAAAACGCACACCAGGGGAGAGGACAUAUAUUUGGCCAUUAAGGAAAUGCUGACACAGAGGAGAAUCGAUCUAAAAAAUGUUGUCUCCAUCACCACUGACGGGGCCCCGUCUAUGAUGGGAAGAGAAAAAGGUGCAGUCAGUCGACUGAAAGAGGACAACCCAGAGCUCUUGUCAUAUCACUGCAUUAUCCACUUGUCUGUUCUCUGCUCCACACUUUCAGAGCACCACGCAGAAGUUAUGAACACCAUCACCAAACUAGUUAACUUUCUCAGGGCUUCAUCAGCUCACCAGCAUCGUCUGCUCAGGGAGUUUUUAGCAGAAGUAGAUGCUCCUGCCAAUGACCUGCUCUUGCACUCCAAUGUCAGAUGGUUGAGUAAAGGAAAAGUGCUGGCUCGCUUUUGGAAGCUAAGAAAAGAAAUUAAAGAUUUCCUUGCACAACAAAAAAAUCACAAGGCUCAUGUGUUUUUGCACUUUUUAGAAGAGGAAAGAAACAUGGACACACUGGCCUUUCUGGUUGACAUCACAGGGCAUUUAAAUGACCUCAAUCUGAAGCUUCAAGGGAAAGACAAUUCUGUGUGUGACUUGGUGGCUGCAGUCCACGCUUUUCAGAGGAAACUGGACAUUCUGAAAAUGGAUCUUGAGCAGGACUGUACACAUUUUCCUUCAAUGAAGGAGAUACAGGAGAUCAAUGUCACUGCUCAUUCUGACUUUAUCCAAAAGUUGAUUGAAAACUUUAAGGCUCGCUUUGAUGGCUUUCCAUUGGGAGAUCAGCUGAUGCUCUUUGUUAGGAGUCCAUUUUUUGUUAAGAAUGUUAUUUCUUUCUCAAAGGAGGCAGUACAUAUGUACAAAUGGGUUUAUGCACAGGCCCUUCAAAUGGAGCUAUUAGAUUUACAGGCUGAUGUAGUGUUAAGAGAGCAAUGUGAAUCCUCUGACCCGGUCACAUUUUGGCUGCAGACUGUGCCAAAGGCAAAGUUUCCUGUACUUAGCAAAGUGGCAGUGUACACAUUAACAAUGUUUGGCUCUACCUAUAGCUGUGAGUCAGCCUUCUCUACGCUAAACAUCAUUAAGAAUAAGUACCGCUCACAACUGACCAAUGACCAUGUGCAUGGAUGUCUGAGAAUUGCUUUGACUCCAUUCCUUCCCAGAUUUAAGAGAUUGGCUGCCAGUGCCCAUGCAAAUUUCUCACACUGAGCUAAGUUUAAAAACUUGCUUGUUUACAAAAAUGUUUACUUCAUUUUUUGUUGCACUAAUAGAAGUAUUGUUCAACAUUUUUUACAUAAUGCAUUAUGAGGUGCAUUAUUUGUUCCCUUUUGCACUUUUGAAGUGCAAUGUUUGCAAGUUUAUGUGCAAUAGCAGCUGUUCACAACACUGAAUG
Messenger RNA from Pimephales promelas (fathead minnow), 2313 nucleotides. The record is from RefSeq and is a predicted model, not a curated record. Lineage: Eukaryota; Metazoa; Chordata; Actinopteri; Cypriniformes; Leuciscidae.